This is a messenger RNA of Polyodon spathula (Mississippi paddlefish), 3180 nucleotides long. RefSeq names its product coatomer subunit beta'. Gene Ontology annotation, biological process: intracellular protein transport; endoplasmic reticulum to Golgi vesicle-mediated transport; intra-Golgi vesicle-mediated transport. The coding region runs from base 110 to 2893 and encodes 927 amino acids. Gene Ontology annotation, molecular function: protein binding; structural molecule activity. The transcript has 22 exons. NCBI's taxonomy places the organism in Eukaryota, Metazoa, Chordata, Actinopteri, Acipenseriformes, Polyodontidae. The record is from RefSeq and is a predicted model, not a curated record. Gene Ontology annotation, cellular component: COPI vesicle coat.
CUCGUGGCGUUGUGGUGAAGGAAGCUCCACGUCAGUGAGUUCGGCGUAGCGUCUGAGUCUCUGACUUGGUUAAUAUUGCAUUGAAACAUCUGUUUGGGAUACAGUAAAUAUGCCUUUGAGACUAGAUAUUAAGCGGAAGCUCACAGCUCGGUCUGACCGAGUGAAGAGUGUGGACCUGCACCCAACAGAGCCCUGGAUGUUAGCCAGCCUUUAUAAUGGCAGUGUCUGUGUGUGGAACCAUGAAAGCCAGACUCUUGUGAAGACAUUUGAGGUGUGCGAUUUGCCGGUAAGAGCCUCCAAAUUUGUCGCCAGAAAGAAUUGGGUCAUCACUGGAGCGGAUGACAUGCAGAUUCGAGUUUUCAACUACAACACCUUGGAGAGAGUUCACAUGUUCGAAGCACACUCCGAUUAUAUCCGAUGCAUAGCAGUGCAUCCCACACAGCCAUACAUUCUAACCAGCAGUGAUGACAUGCUUAUCAAGCUUUGGGACUGGGAGAAAAAGUGGACCUGUAGCCAAGUGUUUGAGGGCCAUACACAUUAUGUUAUGCAAAUUGUCAUCAACCCCAAAGACAACAACCAGUUUGCCAGUGCCUCUCUAGACAGGACAAUUAAGGUGUGGCAGCUUGGCUCAUCCUCGCCAAACUUCACAUUAGAAGGUCAUGAAAAGGGAGUGAACUGCAUUGAUUAUUACAGUGGAGGUGACAAACCUUACCUCAUUUCAGGAGCUGAUGAUCGAUUAGUGAAAAUUUGGGACUACCAGAACAAGACCUGUGUGCAAACAUUAGAAGGACAUGCUCAGAACGUAUCAUGUGUCAGCUUUCAUCCUGAGCUCCCCAUCAUCAUCACCGGCUCAGAAGACGGCACUGUUCGUAUCUGGCAUUCAAGCACAUACCGCCUGGAGAGCACGCUGAACUAUGGCAUGGAGAGGGUGUGGUGUGUGGCCAGCCUACGGGGUUCCAACAACGUGGCACUGGGGUACGAUGAAGGCAGCAUUAUCAUUAAGCUUGGUCGCGAGGAGCCUGCUAUGUCCAUGGAUGCUAAUGGAAAGAUCAUUUGGGCUAAACACUCUGAGGUCCAGCAGGCUAAUCUGAAAGCCAUGGGUGAUGCUGAAAUUAAGGAUGGAGAGCGGCUGCCUUUGGCUGUGAAAGACAUGGGAAGCUGUGAGAUCUACCCACAGACGAUCCAGCACAACCCCAAUGGCAGAUUUGUUGUGGUAUGUGGAGAUGGGGAAUACAUCAUUUAUACUGCCAUGGCAUUGAGAAACAAGAGCUUCGGGUCUGCACAAGAGUUUGUCUGGGCACACGAUUCCUCUGAGUACGCAAUUAGGGAAAGCAGCAGCGUUGUGAAGAUCUUUAAAAACUUCAAAGAAAAGAAGUCUUUCAAACCAGAUUUUGGAGCAGAAGGUAUCUAUGGCGGGUUCUUGUUGGGAGUCAGAUCUGUUAAUGGUUUGGCUUUUUAUGAUUGGGAUAACACAGAACUGAUCCGCCGAAUUGAAAUCCAGCCUAAACAUAUUUUCUGGUCCGACUCUGGUGAGCUGGUCUGCAUUGCUACAGAGGAGUCAUUUUUCAUUCUGAAAUACCUGGGAGAGAAGGUGGCAGCAGCGCAGGAAUCAAAUGAGGGCAUAACUGAAGACGGCAUUGAGGAUGCCUUUGAGGUUCAAGGCGAAAUCCAGGAAAUUGUCAAGACGGGGUUGUGGGUCGGAGACUGCUUCAUCUACACCAGCUCUGUAAACCGGCUGAAUUACUUUGUUGGUGGAGAAAUUGUUACCAUUGCUCACUUGGACAGGACUAUGUAUCUUUUGGGUUAUAUCCCCAAAGAUAACCGGCUAUACCUGGGUGAUAAAGAGUUGAACAUUGUCAGUUAUUCCCUGCUGGUCUCUGUGCUAGAAUACCAGACUGCAGUGAUGAGGAGAGACUUUGGUAUGGCAGAUAAGGUUCUUCCUACAAUUCCAAAAGAACAGAGGACCAGAGUGGCACACUUUCUAGAAAAACAGGGUUUCAAACCGCAAGCCCUUGCAGUAUCUUCAGAUCCGGAGCAUCGCUUUGAACUGGCUCUGCAGCUUGGGGAGCUGAAGAUCGCAUAUCAGCUGGCAGUUGAAGCAGAAUCGGAGCAAAAGUGGAAGCAGCUAGCCGAGCUUGCCAUCAGUAAGUGUCAGUUUGGCCUUGCCCAGGAAUGCCUUCACCACGCGCAGGACUACGGUGGUCUUCUGUUGCUGGCCACUGCCUCUGGUAAUGCCACCAUGGUCAACAAACUUGCUGAGGCGGCUGAAAAGGAUGGCAAGAAUAACGUUGCUUUUAUGACCUACUUCUUGCAGGGAAAACUCGACCACUGUCUGGAACUGUUGAUUCGUACAGGACGUCUUCCUGAAGCUGCCUUUCUCGCUCGUACCUACCUUCCAAGUCAGGUGUCAAGGGUUGUAAAACUGUGGCGAGAGAGUCUUUCCAAAGUGAACCAGAAAGCUGCAGAGUCUUUGGCUGAUCCCACUGAAUAUGGAAACCUGUUCCCAGGGUUGAAAGAAGCAUUCGUGGCGGAACAGUUCAUUAAGGAAACUAGUCUUGGAAAGUUGAGACCGGCUGCGGAAUACCCACUAGUUACUAUGAACGAAGAGAGAAAUGUAUUGGAAGAAGCAAAAGGUUAUGAGCCAAAAGGAACAGUUCUGUCACAGGAGAAUGUUCCGAAGGUGGAAAUGGCAGAAGCCGCAUUUCCAGAACCGUCGUUCAUGAUACAAGCCCCUGCACCUAAACCCGGCCCCACAUCAACUCCCACAGAACCCACUCCAGACAAACCUGAAAAGACUUUGAAUGAAGAAUUUGAGGAAGACUUGGAUAACUUGGAUCUGGAAGACAUUGACACAACAGACGUAAACCUGGAUGAUGAUUUCCUAGAUGACUAAAUUUAAGAUAGCAUUAUUAUUAUUUAAGUGACCAAACUCAUUGUAUUGUUAAUGUUCAUGUUAUGUACUCGCUGAAAGAGAAGAAAAAAGAAAAAAUAGCACUGUAGACAGUUAAGAUUGCAAUAGCUGGUGCCCUAAAGAAUUUUAUACUUCAUACAAAGAAUUUGUGUGGCACAAGCAACUGCAAAGCAUCCGUUGCAUAUUAGGCAAUGCAAGUGUGCUCUAGUUUGAUUACUUCAAAUAGUCAUUCAUGUGCUGUAUUAACUCAAAAUAAAUCUCUCAAUUCA